This is a messenger RNA of Anopheles nili, 2658 nucleotides long. RefSeq names its product lysosome membrane protein 2 (gene dsb). NCBI's taxonomy places the organism in Eukaryota, Metazoa, Arthropoda, Insecta, Diptera, Culicidae. The transcript is spliced from 9 exons. The coding region runs from base 1 to 1815 and encodes 604 amino acids. Gene Ontology annotation, molecular function: scavenger receptor activity. The record is from RefSeq and is a predicted model, not a curated record. Gene Ontology annotation, cellular component: cytoplasm; membrane.
AUGGGAUUGCACAAAAACUACUUCAAAGUCGGACAGAAUGCUAGCAAUCAGCUGUUUGGUUUGCCGCCCAGUCAGGGCAGCCCCACGCCGCUAUCGAUGCUCAUUUCGCAGGGAGCGAAAUUUAAUAGCAAUCGCAUUGCGGUAAUUAUCUUCGGUAUCGUCACCCUCAUCGCCGGCGUGGUGUUAUCGUCCGUGCCGUGGCUGAACAUUUUCAUCAUGAAGAACCUGCGGCUGUGGAACGGCACGAUAAGCUUCCACUACUGGCAGCGCCCGGGGGUGACUAGGCUAACUAAGGUGUACAUAUUUAACGUAACAAACCCGGAGGGGUUCCUCGCCGGUGAAAAGCCAAAACUAGUUGAAGUAGGACCAUUCGUGUAUAGAGAGGAUAUGGAGAAAGUGAACAUCAAGUUCCACGACAACCACACCGUCACGUACCAGCACAAGAAGAUCCUGCAGUUCGUGCCCGAGCUUAGCGUGGACAAGAACCUGCGAAUCACGACGCCAAAUAUUCCUCUGCUGACCAUCUCCACCCAAAGCAAGUACCUCAGCUUCGUCCUAUCAAAGAGCAUAUCCUUCAUACUAACGGCAGCCAAAUACAAACCGUUCAUCUCACUGACGGCCGACGAGCUGGUAUUUGGCUACGACGACACGCUCGUCAGCUUGGCGCAUCGAUUCUACCCCCGAAAUCGACGGCCUAUGGAGCAGAUGGGCCUACUGAAUGGGCGAAACGGCACCCUGACCGAGUACGCGACGAUGCACACGGGCCACACCGGCAUGGAGCAGUUCGGGUACUUCGACAAGCUGAACGGGCUCGAUCAUCUGCCCCACUGGGAUAAUGAGCCGUGCCGGAGCAUCCAAGCAUCCGAGGGUAGCUUUUUCCCGCCACGUGACAUCACCAAGAAGGACGUGGUGUACAUCUACGAUAAGGACCUUUGCCGGACGCUUCCGCUCGUCUAUCGAGAACCGGUCGAAAAGGAUGGCAUCGGUGCCGAUCUUUACACGUUGUCGGAGGAUGCGUACGGGCCGCCGAAUGAGAACAACAGCUGCUUCGAUCAUCCGCACUACAAGAAGUAUUACGGGCUGCAGAAUAUCAGCCCCUGCCAGUACGGAGCGCCCGUUUACAUCUCGAACCCGCACUUCUUCCAGUCGGACCCGCAACUCCUGGAUGCUGUGGAAGGACUUCAGCCAAACGCAGAGCAGCACAAGACGUACUUCAAGAUCCAACCCAAACUGGGCGUCCCACUCGAGGGUCAGGUACGCGUGCAGCUUAAUCUUCUAGUCGAGAAAGCACCGAACGUGAUGGCAACCAAAGAUUUUCGUGAUUUCGUAUUCCCCAUCAUGUGGCUCGAGGAGGGAGUCAGCGAACUAACGCCACCCAUCCGACGGUGGAUUUAUCUAGCGACCGUGUUCGCUCCCACGGCUCUUCCGAUCCUGUCGUACGGCAUGAUACUGACCGGAGCGUUCGCUAUGAUCUUCGUCUUUGUGCGGGCGUACAAGAACUUUGUAUUCACGGAUGACCCUACGACGGAGCUGCUCGAGAUGGGUCGUCGCUCGUUGCGGCGUGGAAGCCAUCUUAUCAACAACGGGCAGCAUCGGAUACUGCACCGUGAUAGCUACAUCCUGCUGAAGGCGAAUGGCGGUGCGAUCACCUCAAACGGAGACGAACUGGACAGUGGAGCUAGUCCGGACACCAGUGGCCCACACAACAACAACAAUCAUCUGCUACAUAAUCACAAUCUACUGCACAGCCACCAUCAUCUGUACGUGCAGCCGAAGGACCAAAGUCUGCUCACCGAAGAGGACUCACCUGCAUAGGGCCGCAGAUGACGAUCGUCCAACUAACCAACCUGAACCGAGCUCCAUUUCAUCCCAUUCCCAUAGGGCUUUCCCUGGGGUGAUCGACGAUUUUCCUUACGCCGCGUGUCGAUCGCCCCCAAACACGGUGAUAGAGACUGCUGAUUUAUUUAAAAAACUUUAUCUCAACUUUUGUUUUUCCGCCCAUCUUAUCGCUAGUGCCUUUUAAGCCACCAUCGCUCGCGGUGGGCGAGCAACUCACUGUUCUAGGUUCUUACCGGUUUUAUGUUAGUCAUUAUGGUCGAGGCGUGAAAAAGAUGCUGCUCCUUUUUUUUUGCGCACUGCCAUCGCCAAUCCAGUUUAUGCUCGAAACGAACUCCCUCCGGUGUUACGAUCAUGGAAAGCAACAACGAUGCUCGAUCGUGGUUGGGAGGAUCAUACACACGUACUCUCUAGGGUAAAUGAUUCGUUGUAGAAGGAAGACAUGCCUUAAAUUUCCCAAAAAAAAGACUUGCCAGAAAACGGGAGGAAGUAGACCGACGGAAAGAAAUGCCCUACUGUCCAGCGCGUUUAGGCGACCAUUUUGCUUAUUCCAUAAUGAAUUGUUGUUUUAAAAUGCGGGACGGUUUUUAGGGUAGCCAAAAUUGCAAAGGACACAAGAUGUCCUCGGUCAUUUACUUCAUGCGACAAUCAAGCUCCGAUCGCUCGCAGUGAUCGCGAUCCGAUCGUUCCGAGGGAAAACUCGUUGGAAAAGUAAGCAGCUUAGUCUAAGUCUAGCCAAUGUAAGGUAGUUAUGAAAUGUAUCCAUCCAAUGUGUACCACAGAAUGUAAAUAGACCGUAAUGUUUUAAUCAUGUAUGUAAAU